AUGGAUAAUAAAAGAAUUUAUUUUGGAGCAAUUAAAAAAGAAAAUUUGAAACAAAAAAAAGAUAGUAUUAACAGUAUUGGUAGUAGUGGUGGUGGUGAUGAAGAGAACCAAGCAGAAUUUUUACCAUUUUCAAAACACACAAAAAGAUCACAAGAACAACAUCAAAAAGUUUUGGAUGAAUAUGAAAGAAAGAAAAGAGCAAAACAAGUUAUAGUACCAACAAUUGAUAAUUUAGUAAAAUUAAAACUUCGAGAAUUAUUAGAACCAAUUAUAUUAUUUGGUGAAAAGCCAGAACAUAGAAGAUCGAGAUUAAGAGAGAUAUUAAUUGAAAGAAAUAUUAUAGAUGGCACACCAUUAUUAAUUUCAAAUAAAAAAGAACAAGAAGAGCAAGAACAGUUAGAAGGUAGUGAUGAAGAGAAUUUCCUUACAGAGGGCACAGAGGAAUUAAAAACCGCUAGGAUUAAUAUAUCAAUUUAUUCAUUAAAGAAAUCACAACAAAGAUUAUUACAUUUAAAAAAACAAAGAGAAAUUGAAUUAUCAAUACAAAAAGAAAAUGAUAAUUUAAAAAAUCAAUUUGAAGAAAAACAACAAAAAAGAAUUCAAAAAAAAUUACGAUUACAUCAACAACUUGAAAAUGAUAAUAUGAAUAUAGAUGAGGAGGAGGAUGAUGAUGAUGAUGACGAUGGUGACGAUGGUGAUGAUUUAAAUAUGAUGGUAAAAAUUAAAACAGAGUUUGAAAAAGAUAUGGAAUAUACAGUUAAGGAAUUAAAGAAUUAUUAUUCAUCAGUUAGUCAAAUUGGUGAUGACAGACCAUUGAGUAUGGGUGUAUUUUCACCUGAUGGUAAAAAUGUUGCAAUUGGAUCAUGGAGUGGUGUUUCAAAGGUUUGGAGUGUUUCAGGUCAAAAGAAACAAAUUCUAGCAGGUCAUUCACAAAGAGUAAGUUGUAUUGCGUAUCAUCCAUUGUCAGGUAUAGAUGGUAAUCAUACAAAGAAUUUAGUUAAUAUUGCCACAACUUCUGCUGAUUCAACUUGUAAGUUAUGGCCUUUAUUAAAUAAUGAUAAUAAUAAUAAUAAUAAUAAUAACAAUGAUAAUGAAGAAGAAGAUAAUGAUGCGACUGUUAGUAUUGAGACACAACCAAUAUUAUCAUUAGAAGGUCAUAGUGAUGUUGUAAAUAGAUGUUCAUUUCAUCCAUGUGGUAGAUAUAUAACUACAAGUAGUAAUGAUAAAAGUUGGAGAUUGUGGGAUUUGGAGAGUGGUGGUAAAUGUUUAUUGGAUCAAGAGGGACAUAGUGAUGGAGUGAUGGGUAUUUCAAUUCAAUCGGAUGGUUCAUUACUUGCAACAGGCUCUCAAGAUGGAUUGGUUAGAAUUUGGGAUUUAAGAAGUGGUCGUCCAAUCCUCUAUUUCCAAGGUCACUCUAAACAAGUGAUCUCUGUCGAUUGGUCACCAAAUGGUUAUCAAUUGGCUUCUUCCUCUGAAGACAACACUGUAGUCAUUUGGGAUAUUCGUAAGAAAGAACAAUCUUGUCAAAUUUUAGCUCAUAAUUCAAUCGUAUCAUGUGUUAAAUUUCAAAAGCAAUCUACUCAAACUAAUAAUAACAACAACAACAGUAGUCCUGGUUGUGUAAAUUAUUUAGCAACAUGUUCAUUUGAUGGUAAAAUUAAAACUUGGUCACCAAAUACAUGGAGUCCAUUAGCAACAUUUGAAGGUCAUUCAUCAAAAGUUACUUCUAUUGAUUUAACAAAUUCAAAAAUUUUAUCAACUUCAUUUGAUAAAACUUGGAAAAUUUGGAGUAAUGAUAAUUAA
Molecule: messenger RNA, 1803 nt
Organism: Dictyostelium discoideum AX4
Lineage: Eukaryota; Evosea; Eumycetozoa; Dictyosteliales; Dictyosteliaceae
Gene: prpf4
Product: WD40 repeat-containing protein
Exons: 1
Coding region: 1-1803 (600 amino acids)
Source: RefSeq, a predicted model, not a curated record